UUAGGUACAUAUAUUUAGGUUUUUUUUCCCCAUGUUUAUAAGUUACUCGAUAUUUCGAAUCUCAAGGCUUAUAGACGAUACGAUUGCUUUAUUACAUUGUGAUAUAUUGAUUUAUUGGCAUUGAAGUGGCUUUAUUCAUUGACUGUGAUAAUAUAUAUUAAGGACUAAUACAGUUCAUUUACAUUUAUAAACUCUAACGAUAAGGAGCGCGUGUUGCCCGACAAAAAAUAGGUUACACGUUUAAAUAUAUUAUACUUCAUUAAUUAAAAAUCGCUAAUUGAUUGAUUUAAACGAUAUUUUACAUAAAUAUGGAUCAUGAAAAAUAUUACGACAAAAAAUCAGAUGGAAGCUAUGUUAUACAUUUUCUUAAUAAAAAGGGAUUAAAUUUGCAAGAGGUUAAUAAAAAGUUUUCUGUUUUUGGCAAAGUUUUAUCUGUGGAUGAUAAUGGAAAAGCUAAUGAAUUAUGUUUUAUAAAAUAUGGAACAGUUGAAGAUGCGAUAAAAUGCAUUGACGGCUUUAAAAAUGACAAAUCUAUCAAGAUUUUGCCACAUAUACAUAAAAUAAAUAAUACUAAUGGAAAGCGUUUGAGCCGUAAUAAUACUACAGGCAAAAUAUCACACAGUAGAAAAAAAAGAACAUCUAAUCAAGAUUCUUCUAAAUAUUGUUCUGAGAAAAGUAAUCUCAUUAGUAAUUUCUCACCAAUAAAACAGUUUCAAGACACAGAAACGGACUGCCAAUCCGGUGCUAAUAUAUCAAAAUCAUUAUCUAGCGAUAGCAACUUUAAUAAUGAUGCGGUAGAUGAUAAAGACAGCAUUGACCGUUCUCCUCCUAAACAAAUAUCAUCUUCAAAACAUAUUUCAAAAUAUAUAAACCUACAAAGAAUUGCAUCAAAUAGUUCAAUUUCAUUAGGAGUUACUAAUGGAAAUGUAAAAGAGUCGAAAAAAAUAUUUGAUGAAACAAAGAUUCCAGCUUUGAUGUCUAUUGAUGAAAAAUAUAUGCAAAAUGGUAAAAUCAUUCCAUCAUCCUCAAAAAUUAUUCCAGCAAAAGAAAUAAUCGUAGCUAAUGUCAAUCCAAAUUUAAGUAUACAUUAUAUAUUACAUCUUUUUAACAAGUUUAAUCCAAUAGCGGUAUCAUCUAUGAUGCUAAUACCAAAAACUGGUAUAUCAUACUGCUAUGUUUAUUAUGAAACAUACAGUGAAGCAUAUGCAACUAUGAAAGAAUUUGACAUGUAUCAUCUACAUGGAAGGAAGCUGAUUGUUUUAACAACAAGUGAAUUGAUGAAAGAGAUCUCUUUAUUAUAAAUAUAUUAUUUCUGUUGUGCAUAUAUUAUACAAUAAAGUAAAUAUGAA
This is a messenger RNA of Bombus impatiens (common eastern bumble bee), 1349 nucleotides long. RefSeq lists its product as uncharacterized. The coding region runs from base 309 to 1301 and encodes 330 amino acids. The record is from RefSeq and is a predicted model, not a curated record. The transcript has a single exon. Gene Ontology annotation, molecular function: RNA binding. NCBI's taxonomy places the organism in Eukaryota, Metazoa, Arthropoda, Insecta, Hymenoptera, Apidae.